This is a messenger RNA of Rhinichthys klamathensis goyatoka, 842 nucleotides long. RefSeq names its product calaxin (gene clxn). The record is from RefSeq and is a predicted model, not a curated record. NCBI's taxonomy places the organism in Eukaryota, Metazoa, Chordata, Actinopteri, Cypriniformes, Leuciscidae. The transcript is spliced from 6 exons. Gene Ontology annotation, molecular function: calcium ion binding. The coding region runs from base 89 to 724 and encodes 211 amino acids.
AUCACUCCAUUGCUCCCCCUGCAUAACGCGUUUCUAUAGCAACAUCUAACGAAAGACUUCUAAGGUUAGAGCCCAGAACUAACAGAAAAUGUCGGCAAUGAACAGAAAAAUUAUUCAAAACCUCGCUGAAACUUUAUGCAAGCAAGUCAAACAUUUUAGUAAAGCAGAGUCGGGGUGUCUGAUAAGGCUGUUCAACGGUCUGGUGGGAGAGCAGGCGGAGAGAAGAGCGGCUCACGGACUCGACCGGGUCCGGUUCAGAAAUAUCCUGCACAGCACAUUCGGGAUGACCGAAGAUGUGAUGAUGGAUAGAGUUUUUCGUGUCUUUGACAAGGACAAUGACACCUACGUAAGCGUCAAAGAGUGGGUGGAAGGUCUGUCUGUCUUUUUACGAGGCACGCUGGAUGAAAAAAUCAAAUUCUGCUUUGACGUAUACGACCUGAAUGGGGACGGAUACAUCUCACGGGAGGAGAUGUUUCAAAUGCUGAAAGACAGCCUCAUCAGGCAACCCACCGAAGAGGACCCCGACGAGGGGAUUAAGGAUGUUGUGGAAAUUGCCUUGAAAAAAAUGGAUUAUGACCAUGAUGGAAGAGUUUCUUAUUCCGAUUUUGAGAAGACAGUCGUAGAUGAAAACCUUUUACUAGAAGCUUUUGGCAACUGCCUCCCAGAUACGAAGAGAAUCCUGUUAUUUGAGCAACAUGCAUUCCAGGAACCACAUGAACAUUGAAAAGAACCACUGAAUUUUGUACAUGAAAAAAAAAGGUUUGUCAAAAAAUUGUGGCUGUAAAAUAUUGUUCAAUGUAAGACCACAGCUGUCUUAUUAAAUUCUUCUGCGUGGCUUUGCA